AUGGACAGGAAGCAGAAUCUGAAUCGAGCAGAGACGUUCACUUUCAUCAACCCUUGGAUCAGAUAUUUCCUCUUCUUCUUCAGCUUCUUAUUCUGGGUUUUCUCCCUGUUGAUUGUUGCAAUCGGGGUUUAUGCUAAAGUCCAGAAGGCCACAGACACAGUACGGGACACGUUCCUGAUUGACCCGGCAGUCAUCCUGAUUGUUGUGGGGGUGGUCAUGUUCUUCAUCACUUUCUGUGGCUGCAUUGGAGCUCUUCGGGAGAACAUCCGUCUGCUUAAGACGUUCUCUUUCAGUCUGACGCUGGUCUUCCUGACCCAACUGGCUAUAGCAGUUCUGGGCUUCUUCUACUCGGAUCAGACCCGUGAUGCUCUGGGCAAGUUUGUGAAGAAAGCCAUCGUGCACUACAGAGAUGACUUGGAUCUGCAGAACAUGAUGGAUUAUAUUCAGAAAGAGUUCAAGUGUUGCGGGUGGAAUAACUAUACAGACUGGUCGUGGAACCUCUACUUUAAUUGCACACUGGAGAACCCCAGCUCAGAGCGCUGUGCUGUUCCCUAUUCAUGCUGCACCCUUGUGCCUGGAGAGGUGGUCAUUAACACAAUGUGUGGUUUUGGGGUCCAAACCCAAAACUUCCUGGAGGCCACUAAGUCAAUCUACCCGGUGGGCUGUGCAGAUAGAGCAGUCAUGUGGAUUGAGUCUCAUCUAUUGCUGGUGGGAGCCCUUGCCCUGGGUCUAGCCUUACCUCAGAUUGCAGGCAUUGUUCUGUCCCAGAUCCUGAUCUCCCAGAUCCAAGAUGAGAUCAGCGGAUUGACAUAA
Molecule: messenger RNA, 813 nt
Organism: Lampris incognitus (smalleye Pacific opah)
Lineage: Eukaryota; Metazoa; Chordata; Actinopteri; Lampriformes; Lampridae
Gene: tspan33b
Product: tetraspanin 33b
Exons: 8
Coding region: 1-813 (270 amino acids)
Cellular component (GO): membrane
Source: RefSeq, a predicted model, not a curated record